Molecule: messenger RNA, 2386 nt
Organism: Alosa sapidissima (American shad)
Lineage: Eukaryota; Metazoa; Chordata; Actinopteri; Clupeiformes; Clupeidae
Product: zinc-binding protein A33-like
Exons: 6
Coding region: 780-2189 (469 amino acids)
Biological process (GO): protein ubiquitination
Molecular function (GO): ubiquitin-protein transferase activity; zinc ion binding; protein binding
Source: RefSeq, a predicted model, not a curated record
UGCCACACAGAGACUGGGUUUAACCUGGCUCUUUGAAUGGGCAUUGUUCAUGGAAAACCUAACUUUAGAUCAGGGUGAGGUUCUACUUCAGGAAGGGAAAUCCAUCAGCCCUUACAGUUAAAAAAAGAGAAAAGAAUGGCAGUGUUGUGAGCAUGCAGUCAUGAAAACAAUGACUGGUUGUACUCUUGUAAAACACUGUAAACGCCAGGAAUGAUUAAAUAAUGUCCUUUUUUUUUUAAUUACUCAAAUGUUACCUUACCAGCCCCUGAACUUUUUGUCAGUUAAAAAGUUUAUGAUUUUUAAAAUGUGCUACAUAUGCAGGCACUAAUUUAUUUAAUUGAAGUGUCUGGUAAUAUAUGCUAUAGCUUAGCAAAGUGUGGGAAAGUCCAAUCUAGAAUUUUGCUCCUGCAAAUGACUGUUUUCAGUAUGAAAGGGCAUUAGAAGCAGGGCCCGUAAUUACACAUCAGGACAUCUCACUGUAAACAAAACUGGUUCCCAACACCUCCAUUAGCACCAAUCAGCUUUGUCUUCCUGUUUCUAGACACCAGCUGACAAUGUUGUCAUACUGGCUUCUGUGUAGCUGCUUUCAUAGGCUGAGGCACUGGCAGGCUGACUAGAGGAGGGGUCACUUUGGGAGAGAAAAAAAAAACAAAAGACAUCCUCUGUUAGACAAUGGUAGUAAAUUCAGCGGAGAGACAGGCAGCUACACGCAGUCAGCUGCUCCACAACCCCUGAAGUUAGCGUCUGCGUUGAAAGUGGUCAGGAAGAGGACCGGUGGAAUGUCAUCUGGGCUGUCCUUACCAGAGGAGGACCUCUCCUGCCCUGUGUGCUGUGACAUCUUCAGGGACCCCGUCCUUCUCCCGUGCAGCCACAGCUUCUGCCGGGAGUGUUUGCAGCGCUACUGGGAGACUUCGGGGGCUCGUAGCUGCCCGGUGUGCCGGAGACGGUUGUCCCGACGCAACCCCCCUGCCAACCUGGCCCUCAGGAACCUGUGCGAGGCCUUCGCACAGGACAGGGUGCGGAGGGAGGCCACCGAGGCCGGCCAGCUUUGCCCGCAGCAUGGGGAGAGGCUCAAGCUGUUCUGCCAGGAGGACCAGCUGCCCAUCUGUGUCGUGUGCCAGGCGUCCAAAACACACAAGGGCCAUGAGUGCCUGCCACUGGAAGAAGCUGCUGUCGACUGCAGGGCUGAGCUGAAGGCUGCUCUCAAAACCCUGCAGGACCAGCUAGCUGCCCUUAAUAAACAGCGAUCCAACGUAGACAUGACCCUUGAGCACAUUAAGCUUCAGGCCCAGUCAAUAAGUAAGCGGAUCAAAGACAAGUUUUUGAAACUACACCAGUUUCUGUUUGAGGAGGAGAAAGCCGCCCUGUCCAGUCUGAGAAAGGAAGAGGAGGCCAGGCUCCACACGAUUAAGGAGAAGGCCGUGUCCACCGCUGAGACGAUAGACUCCUUCUCAGAGACCAUCAGGAGCCUUCAGCAGGAGGUGGCGGCUAAUGACUUGACUGUGUUACAAAGAUUUAAAACAACUAUGAAGAGAGUCCAGUGCUCCGAGCCAGAGACGGAGUUGGCCUCAGGGUUGUUGAUGGAUGAAGCCAAACACCUGGGGAACCUGAAGUUCAGGGUCUGGGAGAAGAUGAGGAGUGUUGCUCCACACUUUCCUGUGAUCUUGGACCCAAACACAGCCCACCCCUGUCUCAGUCUCUCAGAUGACCUCACUGCCCUGCAGCACAGGAGUCCCGCGCCGCGUCUCCCUAGCAACCCGGAGCGCUUCCACAUGAGCGCGGAGGCAUUGUGCUCCACGGGCUUCUGCGCCGGGACGCACUCCUGGGUGGUGGACAGCACCGGCAACCAAGACUGGAUCCUGGGCCUGGCCUACCGGUCGGUGCAGCGCAGCGCCGAGAUCUCGGCCCGACCUGAGAACGGCUUUUGGACACUGUGUCUGCGAGACGGCGUGUACCGGGCAAUGACGUCACCGCCGACUGUUCUGACACUGAGCGGGAAGCCCAGGCAGAUUAAAGUUGAGCUCGACUGGGAGGGAGGGGAGCUGUCUUUCACAGACUCAGAGGAGGGCGUCACCCUGUACACGUUCACGCAGACUUUUGAGGAGACUGUCUUGCCAUAUUUCUACACACAAAGUAAACACCCUCUGAGGAUUUUACCAGAACCAGCAAGUGUUACCAGAGGAGUUUAGAAUGUGGAAACCAGGCCGUUUCUCUGACAGUUUUAGAUAAAGUCGUAUUCAUAUUAAUGUAUAUCAUAUAUGUUUGUGUUUGACAAUGGUCUAUGCAUUUCUUGUCAAACAAACAUUGAACAAGGGAAUAAACUCAUUGCAUCAUUGUCAAGUUCAUUUUAAGAAUAAAUUGUAUUGUUAAUAAAUAUUACUUCCUU